GGUGACAUCCAGCAGCUCCUGAUCGUGGCCGACCCCAGAGCAGCGCACGAUUACUGCGAGCACUACAGCCCCGACUGCGACACCGCCGUCCCCGACUCGCCCCAGUCCCAGGACCCCAACCAGGACGAAUACUACACGGAUGGGGAGGGAGAAAGCGACACUUAUUACUACGAAUACCCCUACUACGAGGAUGUGGAUGAAACCGUGAAGCCAGAAGCCCCAACCACCAAACCUGGCCCUGCAGAGGCGGCCACGGGAGAGCGGCCCGAGACCAAGCAGGACUACCCUGCGCCCACGCAGUCGCCCGAUGGAGAAGCCCCCGGCAAGGAGAGGAAGGAGGAGCGCGAGGUGGACGAUCCCAUCGUGGACGAGUACAACUACGAGACCAUCAACGAGGAGUAUUUCACACCUCCGCCUUACGAGGACAUCAACUACAACGAGGAGCUGGAUCCCCAGGGAGGGCUUACGGAAAACGCAGUUGAAGCGGAGCUCCCCACUAGCACCGUCAUCACCUACAACGACACCGAGGGUGGUCAAGGAGGAGAGGACCUGGAUAAAGAUUUCACCGAGGAAACAAUAAAAGAAUAUGAUGGGAAUUACUAUGACAGCUAUUAUGACCGGACAGUAUCUCCUGAUAUUGGGCCGGGAAUGCCGGCCAACCAGGACACCAUCUACGAAGGGAUCGGUGGUCCACGGGGCGAGAAAGGGCAGAAAGGGGAGCCUGCAAUUAUCGAACCGGGCAUGCUGGUGGAAGGGCCACCCGGUCCCGAAGGCCCAGCGGGCAUGCCAGGACCACCAGGGCCGACUGGACCCGUGGGCCAAAUGGGUGACCCUGGGGAGCGAGGACCACCUGGUCGACCAGGUCUUCCAGGAGCAGAUGGUUUGCCCGGACCACCAGGGACAAUGCUUAUGUUGCCUUUCCGCUUCAGCGGUGGAGGAGACGCUGGCUCCAAAGGACCCCUCGUGUCGGCGCAGGAGGCCCAGGCCCAAGCCAUCCUGCAGCAGGCGAGGCUGGCGCUGAGAGGACCGGCCGGUCCAAUGGGCCUGACGGGACGGCCAGGCCCUGUGGGACCGCCGGGCAGCGGAGGACUGAAGGGCGAAGCAGGAGAAAUGGGACCGCAGGGUCCACGAGGCAUCCAAGGCCCUCCAGGCCCAGCAGGAAAACCAGGCCGCAGGGGACGUGCAGGCAGCGAUGGUGCCCGGGGAAUGCCAGGCCAGACAGGCCCAAAGGGUGACCGAGGGUUUGAUGGCUUGGCUGGUUUGCCUGGCGAGAAGGGGAAUAGG
Tinamus guttatus (white-throated tinamou) is the source of this 1284-nucleotide messenger RNA. NCBI's taxonomy places the organism in Eukaryota, Metazoa, Chordata, Aves, Tinamiformes, Tinamidae. The record is from RefSeq and is a predicted model, not a curated record.